Molecule: messenger RNA, 477 nt
Organism: Strongylus vulgaris
Lineage: Eukaryota; Metazoa; Nematoda; Chromadorea; Rhabditida; Strongylidae
Source: the annotation of a GenBank genome assembly
CCACAGCUUACGUACACUGGUGAGACCAUGCAUCGACUAAGUAAGCCUAAAUCGCCAAUCGCUCAACCGGAAAAUAAGUCAAAAAAGUCCAUCAGAAAGAACAAUCCAGAUAUUGUCAAACAAAAGGGAUCUGAGGAGCAGGAACGCGAAAUCGCAAAAUUAGCAGAACAAAAAGCACCAGAAAGAGAAACAAAGGAAGUAAAAGAUGUAAAACCACCUCCUCCGCCAGCUCCAACGCUACAAGGAAUUGGUAACGAGCUGUUUAAUGUAAAACCUGAAAAUAAAAGCAAACACUCUAAGGAGAAGGAGGAUGCUGUUGGGGAAAAGGAUAAAUUUAAGCAGCCACCUAAGAUUCAAAAAGCUGAUGCAAAAGAUCCUCAAUACGAAACAUUGGCUGAUAUUCAAAAAGCUGAUGCAAAAGAUCCUCAAUACGAAACAUUGGCUGAUGUUAAAGAUGAUAUUUUCAAAAGACAGUAA